ACGAGAAGGCAGAGGUGUUAAAGAAGGAUGAUGAGCGGAUAGAGGGGCUGUGGGCUGCUGGGGAAGUGGCGGGCGGUGUUCAUGGCGCAAAUAGGUUAGGAGGAUCAUCGCUGUUGGAGUGUGUGGUCUUUGGGAGGGUUGCGGGUGACGAAUGUGUGGAGUAUAUCAAAGGCCAAAUGUGAGACGUACAGUAUCAGAUCCAUAUUGUAGUCUCCAUGAUCGCAGCCGCGCCCGGGCACCGAAACGCGUUUGCGUCAUUGCCGUCGCGCAGCGUGUAGUGUGCCAAGCAAGCACCACAUCAAACGUUCCUGAGACCUGACCGCAGAACAUGCCAGCGUGUUUUCUCUCGUUCCCUUAUAGAUUUCUUACGCUUGAUCUCCUAUUUUUGUGCGGCGAUACCCUUCCUACUGCUACUCGAGUUUACGUUAGCAGCGCGCAGAUAGACGCGCUUCGCCAUAAUGCCAUCAGCAAUGGUAUCGCAGACGGUGCAGGGCGCGGUGCUCAGCGUGACGUCCAACAUACUCGCGCAAGCCCUUACGUCGUACAAAGAAGACACACCUUUCGCCAUUAGCCUCCCUCCCAUCCUCAAGUUCGCCAUCUUCAGCAUAAUCAGCAACCCGCCCAACAUUCUCUGGCAAACCUUCCUCGAGGACACAUUUCCAUCCAACGUGCCCGCCGAGCCCUUAGGAAAGCAGAUCAAAGAGAAGUCCGUUCAGACCACCCGCACCAGCAAGCGCAACCUGGUCGCCAAGUUUACUCUCGACCAAACGAUAGGCGCGGUAGUCAACACGCUCAUGUUCCUCGUAUACAUGGCCUACGUGAACGAUUCCAGCGCGAAGGACAACGCAUCGUGGAGCACAGUGCAGGCGGAUGUGAGCGAGCGGUUUUGGCCAAUGAUAAUGGACGGAUACAAGUUCUGGCCAGCGGUGUCGCUAGCAAGCUUUCUGUGGGUGCCGGUAGAUAAGAGGGUGGUCUUUGGGUGCUCGGCGGGCGUGUUGUGGGGCAUCUACCUGAGCUUGUCCGUGGCAAGCUGAGAGAUGUGAUUGACAAUACUGAGGCCCUGCAUAGACGGCAAGAAGCAAGAUUAUUUAUCUAUACUGGUUCUGCAAACUCGCUCGUGCAGGGACUUGUCUGAAUGAAGCGCUCUGGACCAAGUCCUGUAUCUCGAAAUUGCUGCGUUCACGCGGCGCUAUCAAGAGCUCAGCACUCUACAACCAUGGAACACUGUGGCUAUGCGAUCCAUUCCGUGCCCACGUGCGAAUGUGCACAAAUUUCUG
Molecule: messenger RNA, 1277 nt
Organism: Paraphaeosphaeria sporulosa
Lineage: Eukaryota; Fungi; Ascomycota; Dothideomycetes; Pleosporales; Didymosphaeriaceae
Exons: 2
Coding region: 459-1034 (191 amino acids)
Cellular component (GO): cytoplasm; membrane
Source: RefSeq, a predicted model, not a curated record